This is a messenger RNA of Aedes albopictus (Asian tiger mosquito), 5362 nucleotides long. RefSeq names its product AP-1 complex subunit gamma-1 (gene AP-1gamma). The record is from RefSeq and is a predicted model, not a curated record. Gene Ontology annotation, cellular component: Golgi apparatus; AP-1 adaptor complex; membrane coat. The coding region runs from base 944 to 3820 and encodes 958 amino acids. Gene Ontology annotation, biological process: Golgi to vacuole transport; intracellular protein transport. The transcript is spliced from 18 exons. Gene Ontology annotation, molecular function: clathrin-cargo adaptor activity. Lineage: Eukaryota; Metazoa; Arthropoda; Insecta; Diptera; Culicidae.
GUCACUUUGCGUCAUCUCGGCCCGCUCGCUCCGUGUUCGGCUGGUGAUUUUUUCGCAUUUCAAAGUAAUUUUUCGUCCCGUCGAGAUCUCUCUCGCUCUGGUGUGUAAUCCGUCAUCAUCGUCCAUCGUGUGGAGAUUUCGAGCCCCAUCAGCAGUUCCAGAAGUGCUGUGCAGAAUCGCUACGGUAUUUGCCGAUACGUGGAGUGCGUCGGGUUGUUCGAUUUCGUCAUCGGGAGGUUACGGUGGAGCUGGUGCUGCUGCUGCUUCUUUGGGAGUGCUUUGCUGUGGGGAAGAUUGUGUGAGUGUGUGUGCUGCGACCCCGCGUGCGUAAAGUGCUGGCAGCGAGGUUGUAUGCGUGAGGGGCGCCCCACAAAGUGUGGGUAGGACGACGGUGAAAAAGAAGAUCUAUCAAAAGCGAAUAUAGGUACCUAUCAUAAAAACACCACCGUGAAAUAGCAGCAUAUGUUGUAAUCGCCCCAAAUGCCCCGGUGUUGUGUGAAAGAAGAUAACCGAAUCGAUUAGUGUUGGCGCUGUUGCUAGCGGGAUCAAAGUGUAUGCAGUGUGAUUGCAGCAGCAAUUGCGUGAAGUGAUAGUAGGAUUUCAGGUGAUUUCAACGUACCACAUAUAUGAAGAAAUCAUAGAAGACGGCGGCGACGAGGACGACAAAUCGUCGUUAUCAUCAACAGCAGCAGUGCCACCGUUAGGAAAAAUAAUCUCUCUGGAUCUACUACCGCCGCCGCGCUGUGUCGUGUUUCGCUGAUUUACGGUACAAUUAUUGUUGAUUGAAUUGUGUUUGCUGGGGGUAGUGCUGAGGAAGUUGGUGAUAAAGUGGCAAGAGGAGAAGACGAAGGCGUUUCGAGUGGCGAUUUAGGCGGUUGGAGGCGAAAGAAUUGAGCAGUCAUCUAUCUAGAGGAGAAGUCGAACAUCGAGUACCGAGAGGAAGAUGAAUGCCUCCGAUCAUGGAUUCAAUCCAGCAUUUAAUAUGGCCACCAUAAGACAGGCGAUCAACGAUACAAUUGAACGAGACUUUGGUGCUUUACUCAAAACAGUACGCAUCCCGACGCCGACCCGCCUGCGCGACCUCAUCCGACAGAUCCGUGCCGCCCGGACGGCCGCCGAGGAGCGGGCGGUGGUGAACCGAGAAUGCGCCUACAUCCGGGGCACAUUCCGUGAGGAGGACUCGGUGUGGCGGUGUCGAAACAUUGCCAAACUUCUGUACAUUCACAUGCUCGGCUAUCCGGCGCACUUUGGCCAGCUCGAGUGCCUCAAACUGACCGCCAGUCCCCGGUUCACAGACAAACGGAUCGGCUAUCUGGGGGCGAUGCUACUGCUGGACGAACGGCAAGACGUCCACCUGCUUAUCACAAAUUGUUUGAAAAAUGACCUCAACAGUACGACCCAGUUUGUGGUUGGUCUGGCACUGUGUACCCUGGGAGCCAUCGCGUCACCGGAGAUGGCCCGUGAUUUGGCCGGCGAGGUGGAAAAACUGAUGCGCUCGCCCAAUGCCUACAUCCGGAAAAAAGCUGCCCUCUGUGCAUUUCGGAUCAUCAAAAGGGUACCGGAGCUGAUGGAAAUCUUCCUGCCGGCAACCCGGUCACUGCUGAACGAGAAGAAUCACGGUAUCCUAAUCGCCGGCGUCACCCUCAUCACGGAAAUGUGCGAGAAGAGCCAGGACACGCUGAAUCACUUCAAAAAGGAUAGUGGAAACCAAGAGAUUGUCCCCAAUCUGGUGCGGAUCCUGAAAAAUCUAAUCCUAGCUGGUUACUCGCCCGAGCACGACGUGAGUGGCGUUAGCGAUCCGUUUCUGCAGGUGAAAAUCCUCCGGUUACUUAGAAUACUCGGCCAUAACGAUCCGGAUGCUUCGGAGGCGAUGAAUGAUAUCCUCGCGCAGGUUGCCACCAAUACGGAGACGAGCAAAAACGUCGGGAAUACGAUCCUGUACGAGACGGUGCUGUCCAUUAUGGAUAUCAAAUCCGAAGGCGGCCUGCGAGUGCUGGCGGUCAACAUUCUCGGUCGAUUCCUGCUGAACAGCGACAAGAACAUCCGCUACGUGGCCCUAAACACGCUCCUGCGGACGGUCCAUGCCGACAUCAGUGCCGUCCAGCGACAUCGCAGCACCAUCCUGGAAUGUCUCAAAGAUCCGGACGUUUCGAUACGGCGCCGAGCGAUGGAACUCUCGUUUGCCCUGAUCAACUCCCAGAACAUCCGGGCCAUGUCCAAGGAGCUGUUGAUCUUCCUGGAGAAGGCCGAUGCCGAGUUCAAGGCGCAGUGCAGCAGUCGGAUGGUGCACGUGGCCGAGCGGUACGCCACGUCCAUUCGCUGGCGACUGGAUACUCUGCUGAGCGUGUUGAUUGCGGCUGGAAACUACGUUCGGGAUGACGUCGUAUCUUCCACCAUUCAGCUGAUUCUGAACAGUCCACCGGAGGAGCAGGCCUACAUCGGGCUCCGGCUGUGGGAUUCACUUCACAACAUUACCAACUCGUUCGAGGAUAAGCAACCUCUGCUGCAGGUGGCCGUUUGGACGAUCGGGGAGUACGGCGACCUGGUGUUGAGCAGCGAACGGAUCGAAGAUGUUGAAAUUCCUGCAGAGAGUGAACUGGUGGAACUGUACCAGAAGCUGCUAUGGUCUACAUCGGUGUCGACGGCCAGCAAGCAGUACACGCUGGUGUCGCUGGCCAAGCUCAGCACUAGAAUUAAUUCGAAAGAAGAGGAAGCUCGGGCGAAACAGAUCAUCGAAGCGUUCGGAACGCAUCUGCACAUUGACCUGCAGCAGCGGGGUGUGGAAUUUUCACAGCUCUUCCGUGACUACAGUCACUUGCGUCCGGCUCUACUGGAGAAGAUGCCCAAGAUACAGAAAUCGCUGCCCAAUGGAAACGACAGUAAUGGCAUCUUCGACGAGCACUCGAAUAGUAUCGAUCUGAUCGAAGGCGAUGAGCUGGAAAGCAGCGGGUUGAUGUCGCUGUCCGGAGGAGGUGGUAGCUUGAAAGUGGGAUCUGAUUCGAAUGCUCUUCUUGAUCUACUGGGCGGUGGAAGCGAUGAUCCUGCGGACGGUCUUGGCCUUGUUUCACCAACAAACUCCAUCAUUCCAACGGCGACGACCAACGGAAAGACUCCCAUUCCAAGUAGUUCCAACAAUCAGGACCUACUGGAUCUGCUUGGAGGGCUGGAUAUGCCAGCCAGCACUCCACCAGCGGCCAUACCGCCGCUAGGCGGAGGCAUUGGACUGGAUCUGAACAGCCUAAACGACAACAGUAUAAAGGCUCCUGGACCGCAGACCACGGGUGUGACGAGUUCUUCUUCGUUCGGCGGAUUGGACAAUCUGCUGAACUCGAACGUGACGUUGCCAGCGACAACGGCAGCGACGACAAUUCCAACGGGACUGGCCUCACCAACCAGCCUCAUCAAUAGCAGUAGUACCGCCAAUAGCCUUUUCAACGACUUCUCGUCGAUUAACAAUAAUGAGGAGCACGCGAAAACCUUGACAGCCUUAGAUAAGAACGGUCUACUUGUACAGUUAGUGGCGAAGAAUAGCGGUGGAUGUCUGCAGAUCGUCAUGACAGCUGUAAAUAACUCGUUAAUUACACUAGAACAAUACCUUUUUCAGGCUGCCGUUCCCCGAAGCUUUACGUUACAGAUGCUCUCGCCGUCUGGUUCCACUCUUGCACCCGGGGGAACCAUCACUCAGGAGAUGAGAGUAUCCAGCACUGCAAAGGCCACCCUCCGAAUGCGAUUGCGGAUAUCGUACCAGUGCGACGGUAACCCCAUCCUAGAGCAAACCGAAGUGUCCGGAUUCCCCGAGGAGCCCACUCCGCUCGAAUGAGGUUCGAACUGGAAUGUAAAUAUCACGGUUCAGUUUUAGUUUGUCGUUGUCCAGGUCCACGGGGCAAUGAGGUGAGGAAACUUUCAGUUUGACCUUCUUUGGCUUCCGUCUUCGAACAUCGCUGUUUUCGGUUUUAUUAUGUGAUCUAGGGACAAAUUUUAACGCGAAAGGCUACGCAACCGAUUGUGACAAAAAUGAGAAACAAGGAAAUUGUCAGUCCUUCCAUCCUCUACUCUUAAUUAGUCAGGUAACCACAUUUAGGGUCGUUUUAUUUGCUGCCACGUGGGGGCAAUUCUCAGAACAGAAACUAGUUAACUAAUCCCCCAAACCGCUAUGAAUUAUAUUCAAAUUAAUAACCUAUAUGAAAAAAAGAAAGUAAAACAAAAACACUACUAGUGAGAUAGAUAAUAUAUUCCUAAGAACAAUGUUAGUGAAUGAAAGAGAAGUAGAUGUGUUUCAACCGGUAUGAUUGGAUGUAGAACGUGUGAGGUUGUAAAUAUUCGUGAUGAACACUGAAAGAGAGGAAGCGGUAUUAAUAUUAGAACUUCGUAGAAUCGGAACGUGCAAGCAAGAAACCCCAUGUUUUUGAAACAGCUAGUAACUCGAGAAAAGCAAAGAAAGACCGUUGGCUCAAAUAGUCCGUUCGUUGAGACUCUCUCUAUGACGUCGCUAUCACUAGGAAGAAGUCUCUCAAAUUAUACUCUCGAUGACAUAUUGUGUUUGCCUUUUAUUUAAUCCUUCGGUUUUCCACACGAGAUUGCUUUUUUAUAGUGUAAUUUCUCCCGGCUAAGCAAAGCGAUAAAAUACUAGAAGCAAAUGUACUGUUUUCCGUCCAAAUACACCCAAUUCGAUGCAUGAUGAAUGGGCGUGUGAAAGAAUAAAAAAAAAACAAAGGCGUGAGAUUCAGAGAAUUUUUCGGCUUUCCUUUCUUGAGUCUCGCAUUUUGUGCGAGGAAAUCAAUCGUAAUGUAUGGCAAAUGCUCUAAUAGGCAAAAGUUUCGCUAUCUAAAAUAACAAGUUUUUAAAACACUCUUACUGCUAAGUUUCAACUACUAUCUUUCCGUUCGAGGUCGGAGAUCAAGACAAUAUCUACUUAUCUGAACCUACCCCAGACAGUUGUUUUCCGCCUCAUAAAGCGGAACGUUUCGAUUUGUUUGACUCGGUCCGUUGUUACGCUUCACAUACAGUUACACACACAUAUGAAGAAUAAACGCAGUAUUUUUAUACCAUGAGAGGGAUUAAGUGAUGUGAAGUUUUGAAAACAGAAUGGAAGUGACGCAACAUGUUAUAAAAAUAAAGAAUAUUAGGGAAACACAGAAAACUACUAAAUUGAUAUGGAUGAAGUGUAGGGUUUAGAGAAGGUGUGCGCUAAAGUAACCAAUCCUAGUAUGAGCAUAAGCAUAAAAGGGAAGUGCUGUAUCACCCAAUCCGAGUGGCAAACACUUCUAGAGUGAGUGAUUAUGUCUAGGUGAUAACCAGGAAGGAGCAGUUGGAGACAGCUAUAAAUAUAUGUAUAAUACACAGACACCCGAUUGUAAUAUGA